GUGCCUGCUGGGAAACUACAAAGUCGGCCAACCGCCAUCUUUCUUUACAGCGAGCUAGUAGGACAAAAUAACAACGAGUUUUGGAUGGUUAUUCUUCCAAAACAGAACCGGUGAAGCAUUCCCUCCUGGUCGUUUAUUGCAGAUAACAACUUUAAAGAGGAGCGAGCGGAACUGAAAUCCAGAUACGGUGCACGUACGACACAGUAGUUUGGUGUAUCCCGCUCGACUUAGUGGAGGUGGUCAACAUGGGCCGCUCACGGAGCCGCAGCUCGUCCCGGUCCAAACACUCCAAAAGCAGCAAGCACAGCAAGAAACGGAGCCGGUCUCGGUCGCGAUCAAAAGACCGGGAGAGGUCCAAGAAGCGCUCCAAGUCCCGAGAAGCCAAACGGAGCCGCCGCAGAGAAUCUCGUUCUCGUUCCCGGUCCACCACAGCCUCGUCCCGCAGAGAGAGAGCAGCCUCGCCGCCGGAGCGCAUCGACAUCUUCGGCAGGACACUGAGCAAGAGAAACGCCCUGGACGAGAAGCAGAGGAAGGAGGAGGAGGAACGGCGGAUAGAAAUGGAGAGACAGAGGAAGAUUCUUUCCGCCAGCCGGCAGCAGGAGAUCGAGGAGAAGCUCAUCGAGGAGGAGACGGCACGGCGAGUGGAGGAGCUGGUAGCCAAGCGGGUGGAGGAGGAGCUGGAGAAGCGAAAGGACGAGAUCGAGCGGGAGGUGCUGCGACGCGUCGAGGAAGCGAAGCGCAUCAUGGAGCGGCAGCUGCUUGAGGAGCUGGAGAGGCAGCGGCAGGCUGAGUUGGCAGCGCAGAAGGCCAGAGAGGAGGAAGAAAAAUCUAAGCGGGAGGAGCUGGAAAAAAUCCUGGAGGAGAAUAACCGCAAGAUCGCCGAGGCUCAGGCCAAGCUGGCUGAGGAGCAGUUGCGUAUUGUGGAGGAGCAGAGAAAGAUUCACGAGGAGCGCAUGAAGCUGGAGCAGGACCGUCAGAAACAGCAGAAGGAGGAGCAGAAAAUCAUCCUCGGCAAGGGCAAGUCCAGGCCCAAGCUCUCCUUCUCCCUGAAGGCCACCGAAUGAAGACUGCUCCCCCUUCGUCCACAUGUCGCGCCCCUGCCUUCAUCCCCACCCCCCCAUCCAGAUCUCCCUCCUCAUCAUUCGACCCCACGCCUCCUCCUCCUCCUCCUCUGUGGAACGCUCGCUUCGUUUUGGAAGUGCUGAAGGAAGGCCGAGCAGAGGGCCGCAGCCCGGUGUGUUGACUCGUCCCCCCUGCGGAGGCCCGUGUUGCUGCUCCCGGCCUUGAAGAGGAGGCAGCUCUUCGCCCAGGAAGGACCUGACUGCUCCCUCCAUCCUUCCUCACCCCUCCCCUCCUCCACACACCGCACAGAUGACUCUUGUUUGUGCCGUUUUUUUUUUUUUUUUUUUUUCUCUCUCUCGGUUUUUAUUUACAUUUUUAGGGAACUUGAACUUUUGAUGUAGAUUGCUAUAACAUGUCGUCCCCCCUCCCCCGGCCCUGCAAGUCUUAACUCUGGUGUAUCAGCGAGCAAACUGUGCGCCUGUGCUCUUCUUCUCACAUGUCUUCACAGCCAGCAAACAAUAGAGCUCCAGCCCCCGAUUUAGAAGAAGUAUGUGUGACUUUGUCUAGUUCAGCUUUACUGUAAAAAAGCUUCAUGUGCAGCCUGGGAGUCGGCCUGUGGUUUUCCCGUUCUCGUUGAACACAAGGUUCCUAAAAUGGCUGCCGCUGGUGGUAACAAAUCACAGCGCUGCCCUCUUUUUUUCUUUUUUUAAAAGCACAGUUAACUUCCCGUCCAGCUGACAGGUUUGUGUCUUCCACCUUCUCUUCGCUUCCUCCUCACCGUAUAAAUCCACGGCGUCUUUUCUUUCUGCUUCAGCUGUCUGCCAUGUAUAUAAUUUUUUUUUUUCUAAAGGACACAGCAGCAUGUUGAGAGGAAACGUAAAAGCUCGUGUGUUUUUAGAUUUUUGAAGUCACAGGUGAACUCGGCCUCGACUCCCAAGCUGCUCAUGACUGAACCACAAACCCUACAACAGGAUAUGUGUCUCGUCCACGAUAACGAGCCCUGUGGGUGACGAGGAGCGAGAGAGCGAGAGAGCGGACAUUUCCUGUGUGAUGUAAUGUUAUUAGCCUUGCUGUGAUGUCCCUCCUCCCCUCCCCCACCCCAAAAAAAGUUUAGGAUUGUGUCAUGAAAUUGAACCAAGGUUAGCAAACCAACAUCCACAGUCACGGUGUAUCUGGAGUUUUGUGUUAUCAGACUCUGACCUGUACGAAAACGCCCUUCUCAGUUUUGUUGUAGUAAAUUAACUUGCAAGGCGCCUCACUUGGUAAGUCUUGAGUCGUAGAGGAUGGACAAGUUCAGGUAAGAUAAGGUGUGAGGUCGGCAGCUGUGUGUGUGUGAAUGUGUGUGUGAGAGUGUGUGACUGAGCGAGUGAGUGAGUGUGUGUGUUGGUGAGUGACAGGCUGACCUCAGGUGGGUAUACUGACUCUCUGUUUUGUCGUGGGAUUUUGAAUUUGUCAUGUAAUUUCCCCCCUCCAAUUGUCAAGGGACUGAACAGUUCAAUAAAUCCAUUGAAUGCCUCCCGA
Acanthopagrus latus (yellowfin seabream) is the source of this 2583-nucleotide messenger RNA. It is a transcript of the gene arglu1a, whose product is annotated as arginine and glutamate rich 1a. NCBI's taxonomy places the organism in Eukaryota, Metazoa, Chordata, Actinopteri, Spariformes, Sparidae. The record is from RefSeq and is a predicted model, not a curated record. Gene Ontology annotation, molecular function: cadherin binding. Bases 246 to 1064 code for a protein of 272 amino acids. The transcript is spliced from 4 exons. Gene Ontology annotation, cellular component: nucleoplasm; mitochondrion.